Symbiodinium natans is the source of this 1788-nucleotide messenger RNA. Lineage: Eukaryota; Dinophyceae; Suessiales; Symbiodiniaceae. The record is from the annotation of a GenBank genome assembly.
AUGGCCGGCCACGUCGCAGGCUCUGUGCGCUGGACAGCCCUUCAGAACGUCACGGUCGGCGACGUCAUCUCAGCCAUGGGAUCUGAAGCCCAUAGUCACGAAGCACUGUCGCGGCAGACGCAUCUGGCAAUCCUGAUCAACGGACGAUGGCAGCCAGAAGAGCAGCCAGUCGACUGGUGCGACAGCAUGCUCGAAGACACGUGCGAGGACUUGGAGAGCAGAGACCACUCGAUUCGCGACUCCGAACAGGCGGACUUCGAGGACGGGUUCGACGACUGGGACUGGGUCGACAGUGAGAUGCAGCGCGAAGCCGAGGAAGAUGCGCGUGAGAGAGUACAGUGGAGCAAAGAAAUGGAAAUCCAGAAUGAAUACCGCCAGCGUCUCGCCAACAUGACGGUGAAGUACCUGAACAUGCAAGGUAGCGAAAUCCACACCUCGAAGCCUUAUCCACUCUGCCAUGUCGAACCGUGCGAGUCUUUCCGGGAAGCCUGGCUGCACACUUUGCACGAAGGAAACAGCCCAGAUCGCCGUCUCUCCCUGCGCCAACUACGUCUCAGACGACAAGAAAUUAAGAAGCCUAUCCCGGCGGAAACGCUGCAAUAUCGCAGCGCCAGGGAAGUCUUGCUUCACGAUUUGGACAGCGGUCCUGCAGGACCCAUCCCCCUCGACACCACGAAGCUGGUCUUGGGCGGGGGCGUGAUCACAGACACCUGGAGCUGGCGUGAACUGUUGGGUAGGAUGAGACGUGUCCCAUUUCCUUUCGUUUUCCCCCACUCGGCCAACGGCUACCUCGCCCGCUGGCCAAAAUGCAGGAUCGGGCGUUCGAGUCUUUUCCUGCAACACAGCUUGAGCAACGACGUCGUGCACGUGCAAGUUGUCUACAUCUCAGAGAAAGCCACAGGUGCAAAAUCUGAGGAUUCAGGAUUCGUUGCCAUGGCCCCUUGUCAUCGGUGCGGCUUCGGGACAAGGAGCGGCAGAGGACAGGGAUGGUGCAGCAAUCCGCAGUGCCGCCAAGCCGAAAAAGAGGAGUGCCUGGCCCAGAAGAGCGCAGAGAAAAUUGUUUGGCAGCAACAACGGGCAGCGCAGGGAGCGGGCAGUCGUGGACCCUUGCGCGAAGAGAACAGCAGAAAGGCAGAGCGCCGACAGCUGCAUGAGGAAAGGGCGCGGGCAAAGGCAGAGGAGGAAGCAGGCGGCCGUGGACCUUUGCGUGAAGAAGACAGCAAAGAAGCAGAGCGCCGACAGCUGCGUGAGGCAAGGGCGCGGGCAAAGGCAGAGGAGGAAGCGGGCGGCCGUGGACCUUUGCGGGAAGAAGACAGCAAAGAAGCAGAGCGCCGACAGCUGCAUGAGGCAAGGGCGCGGGCAAAGGCAGAGGAGGAAGCGGGCGGCCGUGGACCUUUGCGGGAAGAAGACGGCAAAAGGGAAGAGCGCCGACAGCUGCGUGAGGCAAGGGCACGGGCAAAGGCAGAGGAGGAAGCGGGCGGCCGUGGACCUUUGCGGGAAGAAGACAGCAAAGAAGCAGAGCGCCGACAGCUGCGUGAGGCAAGGGAGCGGGCAAAGGCAGAGGAGGAAGCGGGCGGCCGUGGACCUUUGCGGGAAGAAGACGGCAAAAGGGAAGAGCGCCGACAGCUGCGUGAGGCAAGGGCGCGGGCAAAGUCAGAGGAGGAAGCGGGCGGCCGUGGACCUUUGCGGGAAGAAGACAGCAAAGAAGCAGAGCGCCGACAGCUGCGUGAGGCAAGGGAGCGGGCAAAGGCAGAGGAGGGAGUGGGCGGCCGAGGGCCCAGGCCUUGA